Drosophila grimshawi is the source of this 2634-nucleotide messenger RNA. RefSeq names its product NAD kinase (gene Nadk1a). The transcript has 5 exons. Gene Ontology annotation, molecular function: NAD+ kinase activity. The record is from RefSeq and is a predicted model, not a curated record. Bases 632 to 2326 code for a protein of 564 amino acids. NCBI's taxonomy places the organism in Eukaryota, Metazoa, Arthropoda, Insecta, Diptera, Drosophilidae. Gene Ontology annotation, biological process: NADP+ biosynthetic process; NAD+ metabolic process.
UCGCUUGUUCACCGAACAGUGCGGUCGUGUUUGGUUAAAUCUGUGUGCACGCGUUCUCUGUCUCUCUCUCUCUCUCUCUCUCUCUCUCUAUCUUUCUCUCUGUACCGCUCUUUUUCUCCCUACUUCUACGUUUACUCUCGCGUUGAGUUUUUGUAAUUUUUGUCUCUGUCGGUCGUUGGCUUUGUUUGAAGCUCGGACUCCAUGUUUCUUGUGCUCAAAGCGUUGUCUUAUAUAACAUCAUUUUUUGAUUCAUAGCAUAUUUUCGGUUUUUUUGGGCUAACAAAUUUGAAUGGUUGGUAUGCUGCCUGAAUAAAUGAGAGUUCAAAGUGUAGCAAGCAUAUAUAAUUUGUGGCAACAUAUUCCGAAUUUUGAACACCUUUAAAAAAAAGAGAUCAAGGUUAAGUCUGUUUACCCUUUUAACCAAUAAAAUAGCAACCCCUCAGGGCCGUUUUAAGUCAUUGCGCUAAUUGCUCGCAAUGCCAAGUAAUUGUUGAGCUAAUUAAAUUCUAGCUAAAAUAACUGCAGCAAUGUGCAAGUAAUAUAUAAACAAAUUUUACCUUUGACAACGUCCAAUAAUUUGCAAUUUGUGAUCGUCACCUCUGAAGUGUGAAUCAUAUGUGUGUUUUUGGCCAUGGCCUGCCGAUCAGAUAUUGACUUGGCCACUCUUCAUCAGCAUCGGCUCGAAGAGCGUUGGCACUAUGGACUCGCUUGGUGCGGUGCCCGCGGAAGCAGCCAGCAACAACAUCUCACCCACUGCAACGAGCUGCUCAUGUGCCCGAGUGCCAAUCGGCAGCAUCAACAGCGUUUGGCCAAAAGCGGCAUCUAUUGCGAUAUAGAAAUACAAGCCAACAGCAGCAGCACAAGUGCGAUCAACGGUAGUACCAAGGUUAAGGAAAACAUUGCCAAAAAUAAUCAUAAUAUAACGGAACAGGGAUUGGAUGAGUAUGAUAGUUACUUUACGUCCACGACCCGACGGAGACGAUCCGGCACUUGGCCGCGAACGCGUAGCCUUAACGCGCCUUCGCCGGUUCAGCAGUUUGGACCAUGCGGUCGCAUUAUGAAGAACUCUGCAAUGGUAAUGCAAAUACAAGAUCCCGCAAGUCAGCGUCUCACCUGGUAUAAGCCACCACUCACUGUCCUCGUAAUUAAGAAGAAGGAUUCCCAAGUGCUGUUGCCAUUUGUGCAACUAGUCGAAUGGCUGGUGCAGGAGAAGAAUAUGGUAGUUUGGGUCGAGUCCGCUGUGCUGGAGGACAAGUUGCUGCGCGACGACGUCAAGCUGGAUCAUGAAAGCCCCAAAUUUAGGCAGGUUCAUGAAUAUUACAGUGGAGUGCGUUCACGUUUUCUGGGACUGCGCGAAAAGUUGGUUACUUUCAAAGAUGGGCGCGAUGAUCUCACUGAUCGCAUUGACUUUAUUGUUUGCCUUGGAGGCGAUGGCACGCUUUUGUAUGCCUCACAGCUAUUUCAGCAAUCAGUGCCACCAGUUAUGGCCUUUUAUCUCGGUUCGCUCGGCUUUUUGACACCCUUUCAGUGUGAUAAUUUUCAGGAGCAAGUCACCAAUGUGCUUGAAGGUCACGCAGCGCUGACGCUCCGAAGUCGUCUGCGUUGUUCAAUCCAUCGCAAAGCCGAGCGCCGCAAGGAGUCACUGCAGCAGGCAAGCAGCAAUGUAAUUAAGCCCAGCGUGCAGCGACAGUACAGUAACGUGGGAUUCACUGACUCCACAGCAUGCAAUAAUAACUGCAGUAAUGCUGCGCUGCAACCGUCCGGUCAAAACAGCAUUCUAGUGCUAAACGAGGUGGUCAUUAAUCGAGGACCUUCACCUUAUCUGAGCAAUAUUGAUAUAUUCUUGGAUGGCAAGUACAUUACAUCUGUGCAGGGUGAUGGAUUAAUUGUGUCUACGCCCACGGGCAGUACUGCAUAUGCGGCUGCCGCUGGGGCCUCUAUGAUACAUCCUUCUGUGCCGGCUAUACUGGUUACGCCCAUCUGUCCACAUUCGCUAAGUUUUAGGCCAAUUGUAGUCCCUGCCGGCGUUGAGUUGAAGAUAUCAAUAUCGCCAGACAGUAGGAAUACAUCGCGUGUAUCUUUUGAUGGCCGGAACGAUCAGGAGUUGAACCACGGUGAUAGCUUGCGCGUGACAACCUCCAUUUAUCCGGUACCCAGCAUUUGCGCACAGGACCAGAUAUCCGAUUGGUUUGACUCACUGGCUGAGGGUCUGCAUUGGAAUGUACGUAAGCGACAAAAGUGUCUCGACGAGCUUUCGGAUCUGACGGCAUCUGGAUCCGAGGACACGCUCGAUGAGUUUGACAAUCUAAAAAUGUUCGAUUCUUAGUGCCUGCAGCUAAUAGUGGCCGAUUGUAGUUAUAGUUUAGAUUAAAGCGUUUACUAAUCGUGUGCAAUUUUUAUACAUGUGUAUGUGUAUUUAAGUAGGAAAAUACUGUUGAACUAUAUACAGACAUCUACAUAUAUUGUACAAAUUGAAAUACCGUUAAAUGUUAUUUAAAUGAGAGAUUAGUGUAUUUGCUUGAAAUCAAAUCAAUUUAAGCAUAGGUCCUAAGGUUUAAUGCAGGUGCCUGCUAAGAUGUUAUAAUUUUGUGUUAACUUUUUAAUAGUAAUAAAUUUCUUUAUUUACUAAAACGC